Messenger RNA from Cheilinus undulatus (humphead wrasse), 1601 nucleotides. It is a transcript of the gene myd88, whose product is annotated as MYD88 innate immune signal transduction adaptor. Gene Ontology annotation, biological process: MyD88-dependent toll-like receptor signaling pathway; innate immune response; positive regulation of canonical NF-kappaB signal transduction. Gene Ontology annotation, molecular function: TIR domain binding; Toll-like receptor binding. Bases 203 to 1057 code for a protein of 284 amino acids. The transcript has 5 exons. The record is from RefSeq and is a predicted model, not a curated record. Lineage: Eukaryota; Metazoa; Chordata; Actinopteri; Labriformes; Labridae. Gene Ontology annotation, cellular component: plasma membrane.
CAGCACGAUAACAGCACUACCUACACAAUUUUAAACUUACGGAGUAGCAAUCUAGUCCAGCGGUUUCUGUUGAUCACACAUCUCCUCCCCCGUGUGACGUAAACCACGUAGCACCAGUUAACAUCACUUCCGCCUUCCCAUGUCAGGUAAACUCAGUUCUUUAAUUCUCCAUACUCUCUUACAACAACUUUAACGUUCAACCAUGGAGUUUGUCGACUCAGACUUAAUGUCUGUCCCCCUCAUCGCCCUGAACGUUACCGUGAGGAAUAAACUGGGACUUUAUCUGAACCCUAAAAACACAGUAGCAGCGGACUGGAUGGCUGUAGCUGAGACCAUGGGCUUCUCCUACCUGGAAAUACAAAACUUUGAAAGGUCAAGAAGUCCGACUAAAACGAUUCUGGAUGACUGGCAGGCUAAAUCUACAAACGCUUCGGUCGGGAGAUUGUUGUCUAUUCUGAUAGAAGUGGAGAGAAAAGAUAUUGUGGAGGAUCUGCGUCCUUUGAUAGAUGAGGAUGUAAGAAAAUACAGGGAGAGUCUGAAGAAGAAGGCUGAGCCCCCAGUUCAGGUUCCUGAGGUUGACAGCUGUCUUCCUCGGCCUCUUGAAGGUAUCACCCUGGAGGAUGAUCCUGGAGGUGCUCCUGAACUCUUUGAUGCCUUUAUCUGCUACUGCCAGAGUGACUUUUACUUUGUGCGUGAGAUGAUCCGGGAGCUGGAGCAGACAGAAUACAAGUUGAAGCUGUGCGUGUUUGACAGAGAUGUCCUCCCAGGGUCCUGCGUGUGGACAAUCACAAGUGAACUCAUUGAGAAAAGGUGUAAAAGGAUGGUGGUGGUGGUUUCUGAUGAGUACCUUGACAGUGAUGCCUGUGACUUUCAGACCAAGUUUGCUCUCAGCCUCUGUCCUGGAGCCAGAAGUAAAAGGCUGAUCCCGGUGGUGUACAAGUCAAUGAAAAAGCCUUUCCCAAGCAUCUUACGCUUCCUCACCAUAUGUGACUACACUCGACCUUGCACACAGGCCUGGUUCUGGAUACGGCUGGCCAAAGCGCUCUCACUUCCAUAAUCAUGGACUGAACAGUUCACUGUAUUUACAUGUGCCUUCUUAUUCCAUACAAGACUGGGACAUUUGCCAAACAUUUCAAGUACAUGUUUGCUCUGAUAGCCCCAUUCUACAGGCUUUUAAGCCCACAUUUUAAUGUAUAUAAAUAAAAUAAUGCUACUAUUUGUUUUCUGUGACAAAGACAUGGUGAUUUCUGAAUUUUAGGAUUAUGAAAUUCAAUCUGUACAAGUAUACCAAAUACAAGUUCAAGCUGCCCAUCCCAUCAAUAUUUUUUACAAUGUGAGUUAUUGGGAGAGGAUCUGUAUUUGCAGCAUGUACAAACUGCGCUGUAAAAAUCCUUUUCUUUUUUUGAGUGGGCCACUUCCUUUUAUGAGUCAACCUCUAGAUGAGAAAGAUGCUGAAGAGGAAGUGAUAUUUUGAUUGUGAUGCUUUCACAUGUUCUGUUUAACUGACUGCUGACACCUGCCUUAUGCUUUCCUUUUUUAAGUCACUGAAAUUUCUUCAUUUAUUUUAAUGUAAUUUCAAAUAAAGCUCUAUCCAUCUUGUA